Messenger RNA from Gavia stellata (red-throated loon), 2759 nucleotides. RefSeq names its product C-X9-C motif containing 1 (gene CMC1). Gene Ontology annotation, cellular component: mitochondrion. The coding region runs from base 35 to 358 and encodes 107 amino acids. The transcript has 4 exons. NCBI's taxonomy places the organism in Eukaryota, Metazoa, Chordata, Aves, Gaviiformes, Gaviidae. The record is from RefSeq and is a predicted model, not a curated record.
UGUGCGCAGCUGCCGCCGUAGCGUGGAGCCGCAGAUGGAGCCUCCCCCUGGCGCCGCAGAAAAUUCUAAGCUGAGACAUGUAGAAAAAGAUGUUUUGAUUCCACAAAUAAUGAGAGAGCGAGCCAAGGAGCUGUGUUCAGAUAAAGUACAAGCAUUUACUAAAUGCUGUCAAGAAACUGGUCUUCUUAUGGUGGUGAAGUGCCGGCAAGAGAACACAGCACUGAAAGAUUGUCUGGUUGGCUACUAUUCUGAUCCAUUGUUUUAUGAAGAAUGCAAAACAGAGUAUUUGAAGCAAAGAGAAGAAUACAGAGCAACUGGAAUUAAGAAAAAAAGACAAAAGCUUACUUCAAAUGUGUAGUUAAAAUGAACUUUUCAAAUUUUAUAUCCAACUUUGAUUUGACUUGAUUUAAACAGGCUUCAAUCAUCUGUAACCCUCUGUGUGGAAUUUAACUGAAAUACACAAAAUGAGAUGAACGGAGAAUAAAACAAUCUCUGAACUUAGAAGUAAAUUGUUUACUUUUCUGUAAUUAAAGAUAGAAAGCACGCAGUCACAGUUUGCAAGAGAAGUUGCACAGAUCUGUUCCUCUGUCUGGACUUGAGAUUUUGUUAUCAAUUUACAAAUGGCCUUUUGGAAUUUAAAGCUUGUGUGUAGUUAUGUGUGGCAGGCCACACAAAAACUUAAGGGUGAAUAAUUUAAGUUGUAUUAACUGAUUACAAAUCAGGUAUGCAUUAAAAUUGGUCUGUCUGUCAUCUGAAGCUGAGGGUGUGUGGAGGUGCUCUUGAUGCUCUUACUAGAAGAGGAAAGUGGCAAAUGCAGAAGAGUGUAGCUUCUUGGACCAAUUUGAUUUAUCUUUUUCAUGAAAACACUGAGUCAUAUGAGAGCCUGGUAGUACUUUUGCCUACACCGUGACUCAUUUUUAAGUCUAUGUUGUCAGAAGAGAUGGAUGUCCCAUGCUCGUGUGUAGCCCAGACUGAGCCUUUCGACUCUAGUGGAAAAAGUCGUCUGAUCUAGACCUUCCCUGAGAAUGGGAGAAGGCAUGCUGAAGGCAAAAUCUUUGAGAGCAGUGUCCUCCCAUGCUUUCCUCUUUCAGAAUGAAAUGAUUGUAUAAGCUUCCACACUUCAGGAGUGAGCGAGUGACCACACUUCUAAAAUUAUUGUGGGUAGAGGUGAGUAAACAACUAAACUAGGUAUAUAAGAUGCACUUCUUGCAGAAACGAAGCAUAAGCAAGUCCCUAUUUAUAAGGGGGCGUACAAAGGAUCUUUUGUAUAGUGAUACUUGAAGCUGCUUAAUUGUAGAACUCCCAAAUGCAUAAAUGGCUUCACUAGAGAUGGUGAGUAAAACUUUUUAUUACUAUUUUGGGGUAUCUUUUGAAGCAUUUGGAAAUAAAAAAUUUCUUUGCAAGUAAGGAAAGGCUGCAUUUAGAAAACUUACUCACAUGGUAACUUCAAUGCCCUGAUUUUACAAAAAAAAAAGCUUUUUGCCUGAGUAAGUAGUAGGAUUUGUUACUUUUCCAUUGGAACAUGCAAAAUUUGACUUGUUUAUUUUAGUAGUUUCACUACAAAGCCAAUACUGCUCUAAAGCUGUUCAAGUAGGAAAUUCAAAUCAGACUUUGAGACACGUGUAUGUGAAGUACUUAAGUUAACGUUGCAGGUUAGUCCUUGCUUUUUAUUCUGUGCCUUUUACUGGAAUAAUCAAUAAUAGUGUUGCUUUUGCUGUUACACAGCAGAUGGGCUGGAGGAUUAGGGAAUGCUUGUGAAUGAAAAAGAUGGGUAGCAUUCUGCCUUGUUGGGCAAACCUAAGCGGCACUCAGCUCUAAAACUAACCACCUUAAAAUAGCUUCUGUGGAAUAAAGUUUCCUACACCUGUCCUUGCUCUUGGCUCCUCAGUUCAAGCGUUUUGGAAGACAAAAAUAUUCCAGAUCAGUUAGUGGGAAAUUAGUUGUUUCCCUGUAUGUAUUUAAAAAAGAAGAAACUUAAGGUAGAGUAGUGACAUGUUUUUUUAAGGACAGCGACUGUUCCAUUAUCCCACUAUGAAAAUCUGCUACAUUUUCAGCCUCUGGAAAGCGAGCCUGAGUGGUUGUAAUUUUUGUCAAAAGCACUUCCAAAGAGGAUUUGGGCUGGGGUGAGCGUUGUUUUAGAGGUGAGUGCUGUGUGCUGCCAGUGGUAUGUGCCUGCAUAGAGGGCUCACCUGGGUCUUACUCCGGUUCAUACCACAGCUGGUGAAUACAGACAACAGCACCAGGAUUGGGCUUCUCCUUUUCUGGCUUAGCAGAAAGUAUGUUCGGCAGGUGAGGGGGAACCCCAGUGCACUGACUAGUACUGCUGGGGAGGAAUUAAUGCCUGUAGUGGGACAAAGCCCAGUUUAACCUGCAGGUGUUACUUCCCCACCAUUCUAUACAUGCUUUAUGGGAAGGACUGUAACAACUCAUGUCUGCGCCGAUGACCAGGCUCUACUGUCAAGCCUGAAAUUGCAUGUACUGCGUUAUGCUGUCAACCAUUCAUUUCUCUUUACCUGCACUGUUGUGUGUGUAAGGAAGAACUGGGUUACUGCAGCUCCUCCUUUGUUUACCGUGGCACUUACCCAGCUCUGGCAUCAACUUCCUCUGUAAUACACCCAUGGCCUUAAUGUGAUGUUUCCUAGUUUUGAAUUCUUGAUUUCACACCUUUCACUUUCUUGUGCAGUAUCCUGUAUUUUAAUUGCAUUUCCAUCAUUUAAAUAAAGUUUAAAUGAAAGAAUGAGUACUAUGAAGUGACCACC